Suricata suricatta (meerkat) is the source of this 668-nucleotide messenger RNA. RefSeq names its product Fc fragment of IgE receptor Ig (gene FCER1G). Gene Ontology annotation, molecular function: IgE receptor activity; IgG binding. The record is from RefSeq and is a predicted model, not a curated record. Lineage: Eukaryota; Metazoa; Chordata; Mammalia; Carnivora; Herpestidae. The transcript is spliced from 5 exons. Gene Ontology annotation, biological process: regulation of platelet activation; innate immune response; neutrophil activation involved in immune response. Gene Ontology annotation, cellular component: membrane; Fc-epsilon receptor I complex; external side of plasma membrane. The coding region runs from base 108 to 368 and encodes 86 amino acids.
GGCAGGAAGGGGGGAACUCUGUGGUCAGGGAGCCGCUAGCGAGCACAGCUGCGCAGUGCUGGUCGUGCGUCCGAUCCCCAGCUCGCCGCCCUCGGCUCCUGCCCAAGAUGAUUCCAGCAGUGCUCUUGAUCUUCCUCCUCUUGGUGGAGCAGGCAGCCGCCCUAGGAGAGCCUCAGCUCUGCUAUAUCUUGGACGCCAUCCUGUUCUUGUACGGUAUCGUCCUCACCCUGCUCUACUGUCGACUCAAGAUCCAGGUGCGGAAGGCAGCGAUAGCCAGCUAUGAGAAAUCCGAAGGCAUUUACACGGGCCUGAGCACCCGGAACCAGGAGACUUAUGAGACCCUGAAGCAUGAGAAACCGCCCCAGUAACUUUAGGACAGAUGCCCUUGGCCGCAUCCUUCCGCGCCUGUCUAGCCCUCACGGUUGGCGUCACGCGUGCGUCCCAAUAAUGCCAAGCUGACCCUCCCUAUGCAGUGACACUGUGCCCCCCAUUAAUUAAUGGGCACCAGUGAUUGUUCCUCCUCAUCGGAGACCUGUGCUCAGAUGCUCGUCAUUAAUGUUUAUAGUCUAGUCUCCCCUUGUGGUCCACCCUUCUCUUUCCCGUCUCCAGUUCCCACUUGACAAUGACAAGAGGAGACCACCAAUAAAGCCACCACAGACUAGACUCCA